ACCCCCCCAUAUAUGGCAGAGGGGGACUUCAUUUAUAAAAAGGGCCCACUGACAGACCCCUCGAAUUGGUCGCCAUUCUUUCAACCGGACCAGUGCACCUCCAUUCUCCUUCGGUAGGAGCUCAAAAGGAAACAGCGUUAACAUGGGGGAUGCUACCAUGAGAGAAUUUGGGCCCGCCGCGUCCUACCUGAGGAAGUCGGACAAAGAACGUCUGGAGGCCCAGACGCGGGCCUUUGACAUGAAGAAGGAAUGCUUUGUCCCUGACGCCGACGAGGAGUAUGUCAAGGCCACCAUCAGCAGCCGAGAAGGGGACACCGUCACCGCCCAGACCGAGAGGGGGAAGACCGUGACGGUGAAGGAGUGUGACGUACACCCUCAGAACCCGCCAAAGUUUGAUAAAAUUGAAGACAUGGCGAUGUUCACCUUCCUCCACGAGCCCGCCGUGCUGUUCAACCUCAAAGAGCGUUACGCAGCGUGGAUGAUCUACACGUACUCUGGGCUGUUCUGUGUGACGGUCAACCCCUACAAGUGGCUGCCGGUCUACAACCAAGAGGUGGUGGAGGCGUACAGAGGAAAGAAGAGGAGUGAAGCUCCUCCUCAUAUCUUCUCAAUCUCUGACAAUGCCUACCAGUACAUGCUGACAGACAGAGAAAACCAAUCGAUUCUUAUCACCGGAGAAUCUGGUGCUGGGAAAACAGUCAACACCAAGCGUGUUAUUCAGUACUUUGCCAGUAUCGCCGCUGCCGGUGGGAAGAAGGAAGGAAACUCUGACAAAAAGGGCACCUUGGAGGAUCAAAUCAUCCAGGCUAACCCAGCCCUGGAGGCCUUCGGUAACGCUAAAACCAUCAGGAACGACAAUUCUUCCAGAUUUGGCAAAUUUAUUAGAAUCCAUUUCGCUGCCAGUGGAAAGCUGGCCUCUGCGGAUAUUGAGACUUAUCUAUUGGAAAAGUCUCGUGUCACUUUCCAGCUGAAGGCUGAGAGAGAUUACCAUAUCUUCUACCAGAUUCUGUCUCAGAAGAAACCUGAGUUGCUUGAAAUGCUGCUCAUCACCAACAACCCCUACGACUACUCCUUCAUUUCUCAAGGGGAGACGACAGUAGCCUCCAUCGAUGAUGCUGAGGAACUAGUGAUGACUGAUGAUGCUUUUGAUGUGCUGGGCUUCACCCAAGAAGACAAAAAUGGCAUCUAUAAGAUGAUUGGUGCCAUCAUGCACUAUGGCAACAUGAGGUUCAAGCAGAAGCAGCGUGAGGAGCAGGCUGAGCCUGAUGGCAGCGAGGAUGCUGACAAAGUUGCGUAUCUGAUGGGCCUGAACUCUGCAGACCUCAUCAAGGGUUUGUGUCACCCAAGAGUCAAAGUAGGAAAUGAGUGGGUCACCAAGGGACAGAGUGUUCAGCAGGUGUACUACGCCAUCGGUGCGCUGUCCAAGUCAGUGUACGAGAAGAUGUUCUUGUGGAUGGUAGUGAGGAUCAACCUGUCCCUCGAUACCAAGCAGUCCCGCCAGUACUUCAUUGGAGUGCUGGACAUUGCUGGAUUUGAGAUCUUUGAUUACAACACUUUCGAGCAGCUCUGCAUCAACUUUACCAACGAGAAACUGCAACAGUUCUUCAACCACCACAUGUUUGUGCUGGAGCAGGAAGAGUAUAAGAAAGAGGGCAUUGAAUGGACUUUCAUUGACUUUGGUAUGGACUUGCAGGCCUGCAUCGACUUGAUUGAAAAGCCCAUGGGCAUCAUGUCUAUCCUUGAAGAGGAGUGCAUGUUCCCCAAGGCCAGUGAUGCCACAUUCAAAGCCAAGCUGUAUGACAACCACCUGGGGAAAUCCAACAACUUCCAGAAGCCCAGGGUUGUCAAGGGGAAACCAGAGGCCCACUUCUCCCUGGUUCACUACGCUGGCACCGUUGACUACAACAUCUUUAACUGGCUGGUGAAGAACAAGGAUCCAUUGAAUGAAACUGUUGUGGGACUUUACCAGAAGUCAAAUCUUAAAAUGUUGUCCAACCUCUUCGUAAAUUACGCUGGUACAGAUUCAGAUGGAAAAGGAGGAAAAGGUGGUGGAAGUAAGAAGAAGGGAUCCUCCUUCCAGACUGUGUCAGCGUUGCACAGGGAGAACCUGAACAAGCUGAUGACCAACUUGAGGUCUACUCACCCUCAUUUUGUCCGCUGCAUCAUCCCCAAUGAGAGCAAGAAUCCUGGGGCCAUGGAGAACCCUCUGGUGAUGCACCAGCUACGCUGUAACGGUGUGCUGGAAGGCAUCAGGAUCUGCAGGAAGGGCUUCCCCAACAGGAUUCUGUAUGCAGAUUUCAAACAGAGAUACCGCAUCCUUAAUCCUGCCGCAAUCCCAGACGGACAAUUUAUAGACAGCAGGAAAGGGGCUGAGAAGCUACUUGGUUGUCUGGAUAUUGAUCACAACCAGUACAAGUUUGGACACACUAAAGUGUUCUUCAAGGCCGGUCUCCUCGGGACACUUGAGGAGAUGAGAGAUGACCGUCUGUCACUUAUCAUAUCUGGGAUCCAGUCUCGGGCAAGGGGACUCCUUGCAAGGCUAGAAUUCCAGAAGAUUGUGGAGCGAAGAGAUGCACUACUGGUAAUCCAGUGGAACAUCCGUGCCUUCAUGGGAGUGAAGAACUGGCCCUGGAUGAAGCUGUUCUUCAAGAUCAAACCUCUGCUGAGAUCGGCGGAGGCAGAGAAAGAGAUGGCCAACAUGAAGGAAGAAUUCCUGAAGUUGAAGGAGGCUUACGCAAAGUCAGAGUCUCGCAGGAAGGAACUAGAGGAGAAAAUGGUGUCUCUUCUCCAAGAGAAGAACGACCUGCAGCUCGGUGUCCAAGCGGAACAAGAUAAUCUUGCAGAUGCUGAGGAAAGAUGUGAAGGGCUUAUCAAAAAUAAGAUUCAGAUGGAAGCAAAGGCCAAGGAGCUUUCCGAGAGACUGGAGGAUGAGGAGGAGAUGAACGCUGAACUAACUGCUAAGAAGAGGAAGCUGGAAGAUGAGUGCUCUGAGUUGAAGAAGGAUAUAGAUGACCUGGAACUAACACUGGCAAAGGUGGAGAAAGAGAAGCAUGCAACUGAGAACAAGGUGAAGAACCUAGUUGAGGAAAUGGCUUCUCUGGAUGAAAUCAUUACCAAGUUGACCAAGGAGAAGAAAGCCUUACAGGAGUCUCAUCAACAAACACUGGAUGACCUACAGAGUGAGGAAGACAAAGUCAACACUCUGACCAAGGCCAAAGUCAAGCUGGAGCAGCAAGUGGAUGAUCUUGAAGGGUCACUGGAACAAGAGAAGAAAAUCCGUAUGGACCUUGAGAGAGCUAAGAGAAAGUUGGAAGGAGACUUGAAGUUAACUCAGGAAAGCCUAAUGGACCUUGAGAACGACAAGCAGCAACUUGAGGAGCGGCUUAAAAAGAAAGACUUUGAAGUGAGCCAACUCAAUAGUAAAAUUGAAGAUGAGCAGGCAAUUAGCAUUCAGCUUCAAAAGAAACUUAAAGAGCUUCAGGCCCGCAUUGAAGAACUGGAAGAGGAGCUUGAGGCAGAGCGAGCUGCCCGAGCCAAGGUGGAGAAACAGAGAGCAGACUUGGCCAGAGAGCUGGAGGAGAUCAGUGAGAGGCUGGAGGAGGCUGGCGGAGCAACAUCUGCCCAGAUUGAGAUGAACAAGAAGAGGGAGGCCGAGUUCCAGAAGCUCCGCAGAGACCUUGAAGAGGCCACUCUGCAACACGAGUCUACCGCUGCCACACUCCGGAAGAAGCAAGCUGACAGUGUAUCCGAUCUUGGGGAGCAGAUCGACAACCUGCAGAGAGUCAAGCAGAAGCUGGAGAAGGAGAAGAGCGAGCUCAGACUGGAGCUGGACGAUGUGGUCUCCAACAUGGAACAUAUCGUUAAGACAAAGACAAACCUAGAGAAAAUGUGCAGGACCUUGGAAGAUCAGAAUAGUGAAUACAAGACUAAAUACGAAGAGGGUCAACGUUGCAUCAAUGACUUCAACAUGCAAAAGGCAAGGCUGCAGACGGAAAAUGGUGAGCUCUCGAGGCAAAUGGAGGACAAGGACUCCCUGGUGUCUCAGCUGACAAGAGGAAAACUGUCCUACACUCAGCAGAUUGAGGACCUCAAGAGACAACUAGAAGAGGAGACAAAGGCCAAGAAUGCAUUAGCCCAUGCAGUGCAGUCCUCCCGCCAUGACUGCGACCUGCUGAGAGAGCAGUUUGAGGAGGAGCAGGAGGCCAAGGCUGAGCUACAGCGCAGCAUGUCCAAGGCUAACUCUGAGGUGGCUCAGUGGAGAACCAAGUAUGAAACUGAUGCCAUCCAGAGGACUGAGGAACUAGAGGAGGCCAAGAAGAAGCUGGCCCAGCGUCUUCAGGAUGCUGAGGAGGCUGUGGAGGCAGUCAAUGCUAAAUGUUCCUCCCUGGAGAAGACCAAACACAGACUGCAGAAUGAGAUUGAAGAUCUCAUGGUGGAUGUGGAGAGGUCUAAUGCUGCUGCUGCCGCUCUGGACAAAAAGCAAAGAAACUUUGAUAAGGUCCUGUCGGAGUGGAAGCAGAAGUUUGAGGAGUCUCAGUGUGAGCUGGAGAGCUCCCAGAAGGAGGCACGGUCUCUGAGCACUGAACUCUUCAAACUGAAGAACUCCUACGAGGAAGCUCUGGAUCACCUGGAGACCAUUAAGAGAGAGAACAAGAACCUCCAAGAGGAAAUCUCGGACCUUACUGAGCAACUUGGUGAGGGGUCAAAGAGCAUCCAUGAACUGGAGAAACUGAGGAAACAGCUGGAACAGGAGAAGAGUGAGAUCCAAUCUGCUCUGGAGGAAGCGGAGGCCUCCUUGGAGCAUGAAGAGGGAAAGAUUCUGAGAGCCCAGCUUGAGUUCAAUCAGGUUAAGGCUGAAAUCGAAAGGAAGUUGGCUGAGAAGGAUGAGGAGAUGGAGCAGACCAAGAGGAACCUGCAGAGGAACAUAGACACCCUGCAGAGCUCUCUGGAAGCAGAGUGCCGCAGCAGGAAUGAGGCCCUCCGCUUGAAGAAGAAGAUGGAGGGAGACCUCAAUGAGAUGGAGAUCCAGCUCAGCCAGGCCAACCGGCAGGCGUCUGAAGCCCAGAAGCAGCUGAAGUCUGUCCAUGGUCACCUCAAAGAUUCUCAAAUCCAGCUGGACGAGUCUCUUCGGGCCAAUGAGGAUCUUAAGGAGAACAUGGCAAUCGUGGAGAGGCGUAACAACCUGAUGCAGGCUGAACUGGAGGAGCUGAGGUCCGCUCUCGAGCAAACUGAACGCUGUCGCAAACUUGCUGAGCAAGAGCUGCUGGAUGUCAGUGAGAGGGUGCAGUUACUGCACUCACAGAACACCAGCCUGAUAAACCAGAAGAAGAAGCUGGAGGCCGAUACGUCCCAGCUUCAGUCUGAGGUGGAGGAGGCUUUGCAGGAGUGCAGGAAUGCUGAGGAAAAGGCCAAGAAGGCCAUUACUGAUGCGGCCAUGAUGGCAGAGGAGCUAAAGAAGGAGCAGGACACCAGCUCUCACCUGGAGCGCAUGAAGAAGAACAUGGAGCAGACCAUCAAGGACCUGCAGCACCGCCUGGAUGAGGCUGAGCAGAUUGCUAUGAAGGGGGGCAAGAAGCAGGUCCAGAAGCUGGAGGCCAGGGUACGGGAGCUGGAGACCGAGGUGGAGUCUGAGCAAAAGAAGAGCGGUGAAGCAGUGAAGGGAAUCCGUAAAUACGAGAGACGAAUCAAAGAGCUGACAUAUCAGACUGAUGAGGAUCGCAAGAACGUCACUCGUCUCCAAGACCUUGUAGACAAGCUGCAGCUGAAGGUCAAAGCCUACAAGAGGACAUCUGAGGAGGCUGAGGAACAGGCCAACUGCCACCUGGGCAAGUUCCGUAAGCUGCAGCAUGAGCUGGACGAGGCUGAGGAGAGAGCGGACAUCGCUGAGACACAGGUCAACAAGCUGAGGGCCAAGAGCCGCGACGGGGGCCCCAAGAGGGGGCUGGAUGAGGAGUGAUUCUACCGGAGGUCCACCAUGGACCCUUUGGAACUGAUUAGGGUUCCCCCGGUCCCCAAUGUGUUUCUGUAGAAUAAAGCGAAAGUGCAUUCAAAUAUAAUAA
This is a messenger RNA of Gadus macrocephalus (Pacific cod), 6059 nucleotides long. RefSeq names its product myosin-7. The record is from RefSeq and is a predicted model, not a curated record. The transcript is spliced from 38 exons. Gene Ontology annotation, cellular component: myosin complex. Bases 143 to 5956 code for a protein of 1937 amino acids. Gene Ontology annotation, molecular function: ATP binding; actin filament binding; cytoskeletal motor activity. NCBI's taxonomy places the organism in Eukaryota, Metazoa, Chordata, Actinopteri, Gadiformes, Gadidae.